GCACUUUGGAAAAUCAGAAUAGAAAGCUUAAACAAAAGCAAAAUCCAAAAAAUGUUUUAAAUAGUUCCCAUUUAAAGCAAAGAGAAACAAGAAACAGUUUUGAUUGGUGUCCUUGUAAACAAUGGCUACUGAAUGCAGUGGGAAAUUGAAGAGGAGAUUGACAAGACAUUGUGAUGAUCUCAUUGAGAAUGGUAUGGAUUACAGUCAAACUCGUACAAAUGAAGCAGACCCUGCAAUUUGGGGCAAAAGAUUGGGAAAAAAAAGUAGAUUUGUAGGAGUAAGACAGAGGCCAUCAGGGAGAUGGGUUGCAGAGAUAAAAGACACCAUUCAAAAGAUCAGGCUCUGGUUGGGCACCUUUGAUACAGCAGAGGAUGCAGCCCGGGCUUAUGAUGAGGCAGCCUGCCUUCUGAGAGGCAACAAUACAAGAACCAAUUUUUGCCCCACUUCAUUUCCUCGUAGAGAAAGGACCUCUGCUCUGUCAUCCAAGACUGCCCGGUUACUCAGGCUCCGGUUGAACCAGGCCAAUGCAAGAAAUGGGGUUGAUGGUCAUGGCAUCCUCUGCACAAAAGCUGGUAUGGCUUCAAAACCAAAUUGUUCAGAGGUAAGUAGCCUUGUUCAUCAGAUGGGUAUGGUAAAAUCUGAACUUGAGUCCCCCGUUACUCCAAGCUCUGAUCUUGAAGAUGAAUCUGUUAGUAUAAGGGGAAGUAAUUUCUUAGGUUCCAGCUCAACCCUAAAUCCUAAUAAUAGGAACUGUAACAAUUGCAAAUCCAAUGACCAAGAACUUGAAAUUGCCCGGUCAAAUUAUUGUUCAAUCCCAAAUGGGGGAAGAGAGAAUUUUCAGGCAAUGUUGAUAGAAGCAGAGGAUGGCACUGAUCAUAUUGAUAGCCGUUCUCCCUUUGGGCGACCCCUUACAUCUGUUGAGUGCAGAAAUGGGCUUAAUUCUGUAAGUAGAGAGCUCACAGAGUUUGAUGGUGGUAUAAAUUUUAUGGGUUCAGAUGAAUUAGUUAGUAGCUAUUCUCCAUUUGCAGGCCUUGCAGAAAACAUUCCGGAUUUUAGUUUCGUGGAGGUGGAGGAACUAUGUGGCAGCAAGGGUUCAAUACAGGUUCUGGGAGAAGAAAAUAUUCUGAUGUAUUGAAGGAAGCUCUCAGGUUCUCUGUAUGCCAUUGAUGGGAUUGCUGAGUGCAUUCGUUUUACCACUGAGUCUGCGAUGAAUUUGUCACAAGCCUCCAAAUUUGAAAGUUGUGGUGGGAUUUUACCCACUUCAUCUGAAAUGGUGUCUCUGCAGCAGAGUCGAUCAUUAUCAUCUUCUUCUUCUUCUUCUGCCAAUGAUUCAGCACAGGAUACACAUAGCUUGGAGAUGUUGUGGAAUUUGUGGGACUGAGGUCCCAUUGGUUCUACUAACAGAAAAUAAUUGUUUGGACUGAUAUUUAAAAUAUCAUAGCAAUAUAAAUUGGGAAAAGGGUUCUUUUCA
Molecule: messenger RNA, 1471 nt
Organism: Cryptomeria japonica (Japanese cedar)
Lineage: Eukaryota; Viridiplantae; Streptophyta; Pinopsida; Cupressales; Cupressaceae
Product: APETALA2-like protein 4
Exons: 1
Coding region: 122-1135 (337 amino acids)
Biological process (GO): regulation of DNA-templated transcription
Molecular function (GO): DNA binding; DNA-binding transcription factor activity
Source: RefSeq, a predicted model, not a curated record